AUGUCGGAUGGACGACCGAAGCCUGCCAUUCCUGCGUGGCAGCGCGCCGCACCCAAACCACCUCCAGCGACUGAGGAUCCCGUGAGCAGCCAACCGGAGGCUGCUCAGUCAAAGGCGGCGGAGACGGCAACACCAGAGCCAGAGGCAACUGAGUCUCCUGAGAAAGAGCCCGAGUCGAUUCCCGCUGAUGACACGUCGCCCACCACCGUGCCUGUCGCCGCAGCUGUCGAACCGAAGCCAGCCUUCGAGAGGAAUGAAUUCGAGAGCUUUCGCCAGCAACAACAACCCUUCCAGAACACUGCUACUCAGGGGACGUCGCAGAGGCCGAGCACACCACCAAUCAUCACAUACCCAGAAUUUCUAGUAGAAGCACACAAACAACCGCCUCUCAUCACACCCACUCGAAUCCUGAACUCCGUCUAUGUAGCUGGUGGUAUUGCAACCCUGCUCUAUGCAGCCAGCAAAUGGAUCAUAAACCCGAUGGUAGCAACACUCUCGGAAUCGAGACACGAGUUCCUAUCCCACAGCCAAAGUAAGGUGGAUGAAAUGAACGAGCGCUUAGAGAAGCUCGUAAGCAAGCUGCCUGAAUCUAAGAAAGAGCCAGCUAGUAUGGAAGAGGGCGCCGAAGACGAGAGCAUCACAAGUGACCCUACGGAGCUGUACCACCGAGACAUGGGCACGCAAACUUCACCGUUGCCAUCUCGAAGUUCUUCGCUACCAGGCGCAGCACAGCCAAAGGAACCCGUGGAAUACCAGACCGGAGCACUUGAGAUCAUGACAAGUCACCUCACGGAGUUAGCGGAUGGAGCCGAGCAAGCCGAGGAAGGCAGCAGAGAACGCCAGGAUAGGAUGAACAAGCUCCGCCAUUACCUCGACGAUCUGAUCUUUGGAGCCCCUUUGACGAAUGCUUGGCACACGAGCGAGGAUGCGAUUACCAUGAAGAAUGGCUCCAGCGAGAAUGAUGCAAUUGAAGACUUGAAGAAAGAGAUCAGAGGCGUCAAGGGAGUGUUGCUGAGUGCGAAACGAUUCCCGGCUGUUGGCAGAUCGUUGACUGGAGCGACGUAG
Messenger RNA from Lecanosticta acicola, 1065 nucleotides. NCBI's taxonomy places the organism in Eukaryota, Fungi, Ascomycota, Dothideomycetes, Mycosphaerellales, Mycosphaerellaceae. The record is from the annotation of a GenBank genome assembly.